CAGAAAUCCAGUGAUGUAUGUUUAAAAUAAAAUAAAAGUAUGCAGUCUGCAGUCUGCAGUGUUUUUAACUUUCGUACAUUAGUGAGGGUUAGAUUAGGUAACGUACAUACUAGGUAUUCAUACAUGUACUCUUACAUACCAGGGUAGUACAUACUAUACAUACUGCAUACAUAUAACAAAACCCCACUACAUCUUAUCCCAUCUGUCGGUAUAAACCUCACAAAGUAUUGGGUAUCUACGAACCACGAACCACGAACUUACGAACCCUCUUUUUUUCAUAUCGAACGAACUGUAGCCGAGUGGAGAUUUGUGUUUUAUAUCAAAACAACGAGAGCCAACGAUUAUCAUACCACCAACAUCCAAUUAUCCAACUCAUACGUUGAAAAACCUCACACUUCCAAAACGUGAAGGUGUCAAAGACUCAAAGUAACUUACUAGAUACCCAAGAUAGUAGGCAGUUGCUAUACAGCCAGCCAGCCAUCCAACCAGCCCUAAAAUGCCCAAACCCCUCAUCGCCCUCGGCUGCGAAGGCAGCGCCAACAAACUCGGCAUCGGCAUAAUCUCGCACGACCCCAUCACCGGCCAAUCCUCCGUCCUCUCCAACAUCCGGCACACCUUCGUCUCCCCGCCAGGAACCGGCUUCCUCCCAAAGGACACCGCGCGCCACCACCGCUCCUUCUUCGCCCAAAUCGCGCGCCGCGCCCUCUCCGAAGCCGGCAUAACCGACCCCUCCGCCCAACUCUCCUGCGUCUGCUACACCAAAGGCCCCGGCAUGGGCGCACCUUUACAAUCCGUCGCCGUCGCCGCGCGCACGCUCUCCCUCCUCUGGGGCGGUCUCCCCCUCGUCGGGGUGAACCACUGCGUGGGGCACAUCGAGAUGGGGCGCGAGAUCACGGGCGCGCAGAACCCAGUCGUGCUGUACGUGAGCGGGGGCAACACGCAGGUGAUCGCGUACGCCGAGCGGCGGUACCGGAUCUUCGGCGAGACCCUCGACAUCGCCGUCGGCAACUGCCUCGACCGCUUCGCCCGCACCCUCGACAUCAGCAACGACCCCGCGCCCGGCUACAACAUCGAGCUGCUCGCCCGUCGCCGGGGCCGCCUCCUCGACCUCCCCUACGCCGUGAAAGGCAUGGACUGCAGCUUCAGCGGCAUCCUCAGCGCCGCCGACCUGCUGGCCGCGCAGAUGCGGGAGCAGGAUGCUAAAGUCGCGCGGGGCGAGGAGGUUAGUGAGGAAGACCGGAUCACCCCCGAGGACUUGUGCUUCAGUCUGCAGGAGACCGUCUUCGCCAUGCUGGUGGAGAUCACGGAGCGCGCGAUGGCGCACGUGGGCAGCAACCAGGUGCUUAUAGUAGGCGGCGUGGGAUGCAAUGAGCGCCUCCAAGAGAUGAUGGGGCAGAUGGCCAAGGAGAGGGGCGGGAGCGUGUACGCGACGGACGAGCGCUUCUGCAUAGACAAUGGCAUCAUGAUUGCCCAUGCGGGUCUGUUGGCGUACCGGACUGGAUUCCGUACCCCAUUAGAGGAAAGCACAUGUACGCAGAGAUUUAGAACAGAUGAAGUUUAUGUUAAAUGGAGAGAUUAAAUGAUCACCCCCGGCUGUAAACCCCUAUCGAC
Molecule: messenger RNA, 1611 nt
Organism: Hypoxylon fragiforme
Lineage: Eukaryota; Fungi; Ascomycota; Sordariomycetes; Xylariales; Hypoxylaceae
Product: O-sialoglycoprotein endopeptidase
Exons: 1
Coding region: 497-1579 (360 amino acids)
Biological process (GO): tRNA threonylcarbamoyladenosine modification
Cellular component (GO): cytoplasm; EKC/KEOPS complex
Source: RefSeq, a predicted model, not a curated record